GCCUAUGCAGCCGUGUCCGCGAAUCUUUCGCCGUCAAGAUCAGGGUCGACAGCAGAGAUACCGCAACUUAGUCAUCGGGGUUCCUUUCCUUCUUCGCCAACUUCUGAGGAAUCGGAACGCUGGGUACGCCUCACUUGCCCGCGAACUUUCAUCGUCAAGGUCAAGACCAACAGCAGAGAUACCGCGACUUGGAAGUGGCUCCUCGUCGGUGGUUGUCUUAGACAACACGCUCGCUGACAAGUGUAAACAGGAGUGUACGUUGGAGAGAGUGGUCAAAAUCUCGAGGCUGGACGUGGAGCACCGAGAGAUGAGUAGGAGGAAGGCCGAGCAGUGCGCCGCGGAAUUUGGAGCAGGCCUUCGACGUGGAGGAUAGGGGUGAAGGACGGGGAGCGGCCAAGAACUCGAAGCUGGACUUUGAGCUCGGGGAGAAUCGUUACGGACGCGGAGAUAGGUGUCGGACUCCAUCAGGUACAUAGUCACGGACUCGGAGAUGUCGAUGGACUCCAUAGAGACAAAGCAACGGUCUUCGUUGUACGAGAGUAACAGUCGGUGGUAGCUGUACGGUCGAGCUGGUACUUGAUCAAACACUACCGAUUCUUCCUGGC
Laetiporus sulphureus 93-53 is the source of this 605-nucleotide messenger RNA. RefSeq lists its product as uncharacterized. The record is from RefSeq and is a predicted model, not a curated record. The transcript is spliced from 3 exons. Lineage: Eukaryota; Fungi; Basidiomycota; Agaricomycetes; Polyporales; Laetiporaceae. The annotation marks the transcript as partial.